ACAUUUCUCCACAUUCGAUCGCCCGUGGUGCGCUCAGUCGAUCGACGACGCUUGCGUAUCGCAGAUCGGCCGCUCGACUCCUUAAUUUCGCAAUCGCGCGUUCGUAAAUCUCCGCAAUUGUUGUUUGGUUUGGUGCGGUCCAGCUGAUCCAUUAAUUCCGUGAAUGAAAAUCACAUUUUGACGUUUUUCAUUGAUUAAUCGAGUGAUGGUUUUGUAAAAUCCGGUGGUUUUUCGCGGGUUUUAUUCGAUGGCGGACGAUAGUGUCGUGGUGCCCCUCAGAAAAGUCGUUUUUGAUGUAUUGUUGUUGCAAUUAGUGGGGUGGCCUAUAUUGUUCCUGUUUCUCUGGGGCAAUCCCUUUCACAGGGGAUUCUUUUGCGAGGAUGACAGUUUACGCCAUCCCUAUCACGAGUCGACGGUCCCCAGUUGGACCCUUUACAUUACGGGAUUUGGGCUGAACGUGAUUACGAUGAUGCUUACAGAGAUUCUAAACCGACCAAACGAAAAGAAAACUUUCUACUUCAUGGGGAAGAACAUCCCUUAUUGGAUGUUCAAUGCUUACUGCGCCAUAGGGAUGUUCGCUUUCGGGGCAGCAUGCUCACAACUAACGACUGACGUCAUGAAAUAUACUAUCGGAAGACUGAGACCGCACUUUUAUACCGUGUGCAAGCCAAGUAUUAACUGUUCGCUGCCAGAAAACCAGUUUGUAUACCAUACGGAUUUCACCUGUACGAAUCCGUUGUAUUCAUCAUCGAAGAGGAUAAUGAAAGAAAUGAGACUGUCAUUCCCGUCGGGUCAUUCAUCAUUCUCCAUGUAUACUAUGGUAUACUUCGCGAUAUACCUUCAAAAACGUAUGACAUGGGAUGGUUCGAAACUGUUAAGGCACACCCUACAGUUUCUGGCAGUUCUUUCGGCAGUAUUCACGGCAAUGACCAGAGUGUCCGACUAUAAGCAUCACUGGAGUGAUGUUUUGAUUGGUUUAUUACUCGGGGCCACUAUUGCUAUAAUUACGGCCAAUUACUUUGCACGAUUUCAACCAGAGAACGGUAAAAUAAGAGACACUUACAUAGCAAUCUAAAUAAACACUCAAGGGCUUUCGAGUUUACCCUAGAACAAUUACAAGGCUCGGUUCUUUUCAACUCUGUUCACGCCAAACCGUUACGAACCUUCCGAACAUUCGGAAAUGAAUGGCAAUGGAGACGCUGGACGGACCACGGCAAUAAGAGUCUAAUUUGGUUCCAUUUUAAUGUAAUUAUUAAUUUAUGGUCACGUCUACAUAGUGGAUAUAAUUGAAGCUCGAUUCCUUAAAACCUCGCAAACGGUUUUAAUCCUACUGUUAUUAUUGAAUAUAGAGGGUGUUAAAGACGUUAUUUUUCAGGAAGGUUUAAAGAGUGUUAUUGAAGGAUUUUUUUGGUUAAUUUAUAAGGCGCAAUGAAAUGCAGUCAAUGUUUUCAGAAUUCAUGCAAACUGGGUUCAUGUUAACACUACAGCAAAAAAGGUUUUUUUGAGGUAAAAAUAAUAGUAGAAAUUUUAUUUAUUUUUUUUGAGUAAAUUGUAUGUCACUUUUUUAUUUAAAGAAAUAAGUUAUUUUAUUCUUUUUUGAGUGAAAGUUUGCUUUACGAUAAUUAAAAAAAAUUAUAAUUUUAUGAUUAUAUAAAAGUUGUAACUAGAUAAAUGUAAUCAUAUUAUUGGUCUGUCUAGUGAGAAAAUUAACUUAAUUUUCUUAAUAUUUUAAGAAUUUCGAUACGGUUUUAUAUGUCAGUUUUUGGUUACUACAUUAUUCCUUUUUUCAAAAUUUUUAUUUUGUCCAGUUAUCUCCGGCUAGAUUCAAAAUUUUUAAAACCGAUAUCUUAAUACGAAAAAAUUCCAACGAAUUUAGACCACCGCGUAAAAUUAUUUACCCAGUUAUUCAACAAUAACGAAAUUUCAAAAAAUAUUUAUAUAUUUAUAUAAAUAUUUAUAUAAUAAAUUUUAGUUUUUUUUCUGACGUUAUUUUAAGCCAUAGAGCAAAAGAAAUUACGCUUGAUGGUGAUCUAAAAUUGACGAUACGACGUUUCGUAUUUUAGCGACCAUUAUCAAUUUUUUUACUAUAAAACAUCAUAUUGUAAUAUACCAUGAGAAAGAGAGAGAUGGUUAGAUAAGUUUUAUCUAUAAAUUAUUGUACCCUCAAACUAUUUUUAUUAUGCAAGUAUGAUACAUAGUGGAAGGACUAUUUAAAUUUAAUUUAAUUCAAUAUGGUGCUUAUAAGGAAAAAAAAUUGAUGAUGGUCACGAAAAGAUGAAACGUCGUAUCAUUAAUUUCAAAUAAUUAUAUUGUCGGGGUAAAAAAAUAGCCAUGAAAAAGUGUUAUUUAUUUUGUUCCAGUUGAAAUAACGUCAGAAAGAAAUUUAAAAAAAAUUUGAAUUUUCCUUUUUCGGAUAUAUCCGGAAAUAAUCAUAUUUUUUAAAAUUUUCAAAGGGCAUUCUAAUCCAUUGGUUCCCAAAGUAAUUUUUUUAAGUCUAAGUAGACAAUAUUGUCUAUUAUGAUGAAACAAAUUUUAGGAUGCAAUGUAAUGUUACACUUUUCGCAAAUUAUUUACUUUUUUACCGCAUUGAGCAAAUCUAUUAGAUGACGUAUAUUCUCAAAUCGUACUCUGUGCAAUGGUCGAGGCACUUACUAAGUUUUUUCCUUGGUUCGGAAAAAACUUAGCGACAUCUAUCGUCAGAAAAACAAUAAACCAACAGAAUGAUUUGAUUGAAAUUUCCGCAUAAGUAACCGAGUACUUACAACACAUACGUCUAAUAAAUAUAAGACUAGUGACCAAUACAAUUUCCUUUGACGAAAUCUAGAUCCUAAUUUGUCCACGCCAUCCAUAUACUUAUUACCUCUCUCUCUCCAUCCUUCUGCUAUCCAAGCUUCUCUGUCCUGAUCGGCCUGCAGUUAUAUGCAUGCAGCAUGUAGAUACUAGUAUUGCCAGUCCAACUAAGGGUUUCAUCUGGUCUAUGCAUCAUGUGGGUGUUAUUCCCCUCGGUCGUUUUCCAACCACUUUCUCUAACACAAUAAGUUUCUCUAAAUCAACAGUUCUUCGUGACAGAUGGCCAAAGUAUUUCAGAACAGCAUUUUCAAAGUGAGGUGAAAGGCGAGUUCACAUUACGAAUAGAUGCGAUGUUUCGUCCAGGAUAUACGCAGCAUUCUUCUGUAAGUCCACAUCUUAAAGGAGUCAAUCUGUCUUCUGUAGGACAUUUUUAACGUCCAGUUUUCGGCAGUUGCAAUGGGAAAUAAGAGGCCUUGGAUGAGUUAUAGUUUGGUUUUCCUAGUAAGUGCGAAGUCUUUCCAGUGUUAUCAGCCGACUUAGGUUAGGUAUUAAUUUUUCUGCCCCCUAUUGAUUUCCCAGCCUUCCAUAACUUCUCUCAUAAUGUAUACUCUGUAUACAUUUAAUAGCAUUAGCAAGAGUAUACAGUCUUAUCUUACACCUGACUCUAUAUAAAAUUUAUCAGAGCAUACGCCGUCUAUCUUUACUUUUACAUUAUUGCAUUCGUAUAGACUUUGGAUGAGCAAUAUCAGAUGCAAGAGAACUGUUAUUAUCUUCAGCGUUUCCCAUGGUGCAUUCCAUCAGAUUUUUUAUCAAAUGCUUUGGUGGGGAGAGACUCCGAAAUUUGUGGGGAAGAAAAGGUUUGAUCCAGUCGUUAAUGAUUGACACCAGAAAUUUACUGGCAUGUGACAUUAUAGGCCUUAGGUUUCCACAGUCUAACGGCCCCCACUUUUUAUAUAAUGAUAUAAACAUAAGAGUGGCACCAUCCUCUUAGCCUCUUUCCAGUGUUCCAUACUUGCGUGCAAAUUUUAAGAAAUAUAUGCACUCCUUCGUUACCAUUACAGUUUGCCACAAUUUUGGACUGAGGCAGGCCCUUUUUAGAUCGGGUAUUCCAUCAAAUCUGUCCCAACGAAGUGUGUUGGUUACUUCAGUCGUUUCAAAAUUGGUUGCAAUGGAAACAGCUUUACGAUCUUUCAUGUGAGGAUGCAUUUAGAUAAAACUUAAAGAUUCCUCUUGUUCUUCCUCCGCUGAUGAUUCCAUUACUUUUUAGCUUGUACUGGACUUUUCGUUAAACGAUUGUCCUUAAUGUGUCUGUGGCACAAUAAUCAUUUUUGUGACAAUAGUCAAUAGUCAAGGGGGGAAGGGCUGUAAUUAUCCAUAAAAAUUGUUUAAUUUUUACCAGAAGGUAACUGAACUUGCUCCAGUAAAGAUAAUAUUACAUCUCCUUCCAAGCCGAAUUUUUUUUCUCUAUUUAGACCUUUUUCGGUAAACACCACAAAACCAUAUAUGUAUCCGCUACUUGAGCAAAGAACCCAAAUCUUGAAGCCAAAUCUUAUGGCCUUAUCCCGAAUAUACUGCUUGGCAUAAUGAUUUCCAUAGUUUAACACUAUGCGCUCAUCAUGUUUUCUAAAAUGUAGGUUUAGGUGGUCUAUUAAGGGUCUCAAUUUAUAAAGCCUGUCGCGUUGGGGAAAUUUUGAAUUGUUAUUUGAUUCCGACGCAUGCUGUUUAGAUAUUUUCCAUAUCCUGAUAAAAAAAAAAACAGUUUACUUUCUGGAGUAAUAAAAGUCAAAAGGUCUAUAUUGAAAAACAAUUGGAGAAAAUCAAUUUAAGUAAUUGCAAGCUUUUCAUCCUGUGAGUAUUCGCUUGGGCUAUAGGUAAUCACAAAAACACUCUUAUUUGGUCGUUUAGUAUCAGGGUCCCUCCAUCUUCAUUUUUAGUAGGUAGACAUACUCUUGCUGCGUUGUACUUUUAUUGAUUUUUAGUUUUUCUUAUGAAGAACGAAUAAGGGCAGUAAAUCUUCAGGUUCAAAAUUCUCUCAGGGUCAUUUCCAUUAGCUGCAGGUAAAAUAUAAAAGUUAGAUUCCAGCAGGUCGUUCUAAAUAGUCCAUUACGUGUGCUAAGGUAAAUCUAAAAAAAUGCAGUGCAUGCAGUCCCUCAAAAGGGACACAAUAUAUAUUGUUUACUCACCGAUGACCGUUAUAAGAGUAAUGCGAUGAAUUAAUUUUAAAUUCAAAGCAAAUAUUUCUGCGAGAAAUUUAAAAAACACUUACUUAAUAUGUUGGGUCAAGUCUACCGAAUAUGCUUUGCCACUGUAAAUGCUAUGUGUAUGCCCUGUAUCGAUUUAUUCAAUUUUUUUUAAAUAUUACGAAGAAUUUAUUUGUCUCCUUUAAGGGACGCUAGGUACUAAAGGGUUUAUAAGCACCAAGUUACGCAUCUUUGACCUAAUUUAACUGAUCCUCUAUAUCUUACGGUUUCCGAGCCUGUAGCGCAAAAAAAAUUUAUCUAGUCAGAAAAUUUUAAGAAAACUCUCUAAUUUCCAAUUAAUUUAAAAACAUACAAAUUUUACAUAUAAAUACUCAUACGUGUAUCGAUUGUUCAUAAAUUAAUAGUAAAUAACCAUUUUUGAAUAAUUAGAAAUUUAAAAUAACCCUCUUUCUGCACAAAAGAUGCAUGUUUCGAAAAUUUCGCAUCAUCAGAUCAAUCAUAUGUUAAUAAGUUCAUCUUAUAACCAUUUUUAUUAUUGGCCAAUAUAUUUUGAAUUAUAUGCUUUACCAUGCGCGUACUUUAACACCCUUUAUAUUAAAACGAAUUUGCCCAAAACAUUCAUAGAAAAUUUUUAGAUUCAUAUUUAAAGCUUUUGUGUUAAACUUAGCAAAAAAGGGACCUCACAUGAUAAUAACCUGAAAACCUAAAAAUUUAUAUAGUGCAAUUUCUGCUUUUAAAUAUACUUAUAGUACAUAGUAGGUCCAUAUAAUUGACCAAAAGUAAAAUGUAUGUCUAAAUUCCGUACUUUUAUCUAUAACGUAGAUUAGUUAGUAAGCCAAAAUGCUUACAAACUUUCAUAUUUUAUUAUAUUAUAGCUUUGCAAAAAUUGGUAAAAGCACUAAAGCAUAAAAUGUGAAACAAUACGUAUUAUUAAAAAACUAGUUUUAAAAACUGCCAAUAUAAAAUACCGUAAUUAUUAUGUAAAUAAACUUAAUAUACCCUCUCCAUUCUGUGAUCCUUGAUAAAUAAAAUCUCUCUUUAAAUUAAAUUAUAAAUUAAUUCAUAGUCAAUAAUGCAAUACCUAAAACGUAUUUCAAGAACAUUCAGGGUGUAGAUAUUUUUUCUUCUAGUAUAUGUAUAGUUAAUAUAUUGAUAUUCUUAGAUUUAGUAUGUAUCCGUAGGUUAAGAUAUUUAUUAUUGUAGUAUAUACUAUACAGGGUGUGCAUUAGUAGCGAAAUUUUGAAGAACAUUCAAGGUCAUCUCGAAAUGUUUAUAGAAAGUACAUCCUGUAUAUUAUGUCUGCAUUUUAUUGUAUGUUUUUUUUUUUAAAUGCGACAUUUCGAUGCUUUAUGUGCAUCAUCUUCAGGACGAAAAGUGGAAGGAAAAGUUAAAUAUUAAUCAUUGGUUUGAACAGAUUUUAUAUAUGGAAAUAUUCCAAACAUUACGUGACCUGAAUAAGUUGAAUGCAUUUUAACUUAUGCAUAACAUGGGGGUUCUAGGAUAGUGAAAAAGAAUAACAUAAGCAGAUUCCUACACAUGUUGUGAUUGGCAUUAUACUGAUAUUCUGAGAAUGUUUACUGACAAAAAUUGCAUAUGCUUGAAACGUAAAAGAAACAUUCUUCCUAUGUAAAAAUAAAACAAGCCUUAACCAAGGCUAUUUUAAAAAUAGUCGUGUAAAGGGUAAAUAGUCUUAUUAUUUUGCUGGACCCCUAUUUAACCCAUUA
Anthonomus grandis grandis is the source of this 6715-nucleotide messenger RNA. RefSeq names its product putative phosphatidate phosphatase. The record is from RefSeq and is a predicted model, not a curated record. Lineage: Eukaryota; Metazoa; Arthropoda; Insecta; Coleoptera; Curculionidae. Gene Ontology annotation, molecular function: phosphatidate phosphatase activity. Bases 248 to 1075 code for a protein of 275 amino acids. Gene Ontology annotation, biological process: signal transduction; phospholipid dephosphorylation; phospholipid metabolic process. The transcript has 7 exons.